CAUGUAAUGGGAUGCCGAUAAGUCUAUGAUUUUAGCCCACGGUGUGUCCAAGCUGUGUUGGUUUAGCGGUAAUGAAGACGAAAACUGAUAUUGGCGGAACGUAGGAUUGAUGGCCAUGAGAUGUUAAUGUUGCUUAUGGACACGGCAGGACAGGAAGACUACGACACUCUUCUUCCGAUGUUCUACUCAGGUGCCGAUAUCGUCAUAAUUUGCUAUCCCUACAACUCCACAGCCGGAAGGGAAGAGGUCUAUAGUAGAUGGGUGCCUGAGGCCAAAAAAAAGGGGAUACCAUUCAUGCUUGUGGGAAUAGAAAACAAUGGAGACCGUGGUGAGGGAUAUGAUGCAAUGAAGCUCCGCAUUUCAUUCAGCGCGUUGGGGUCGACCCUCGCUAAAAGAGUCGGCGCGCAAUCCUACGUCCAAUGUGACCUGCAGCAAAUAAAGGAGGUCAACAAGCUCUUUGAGAAUGUGAUUAUGCUACAAACUACACACCCAGCAGGGUCUUUGCUAAUUAGUUUCCUUGAGGUAGACAUGCAGAUACAUGUUAGAUUCGCAUGUAAACCGUACGAGAGAUAGGACUUUAGGAUUUCCGUGGCGACGGAAGCUUGCCCCCAUUGAGCAACUUAAGACUUCGAAUUAAACAUGGUGACAGUUAAUUGAUCCCGUUGAGGAAGUCAAGACUUCGGAAACUCAGGUUGUGUGAAUCUGGACAAAAAGAUAUCCCCAUCCGAGAAUCCCAGAAAAAAUAUAAAAGGAAUGCCCAUUCCGCGAUUCGAUCCCA
Molecule: messenger RNA, 778 nt
Organism: Mytilinidion resinicola
Lineage: Eukaryota; Fungi; Ascomycota; Dothideomycetes; Mytilinidiales; Mytilinidiaceae
Exons: 1
Coding region: 121-573 (150 amino acids)
Biological process (GO): small GTPase-mediated signal transduction
Molecular function (GO): GTP binding; GTPase activity
Source: RefSeq, a predicted model, not a curated record